Brachypodium distachyon (stiff brome) is the source of this 1360-nucleotide messenger RNA. Its product is annotated as RHOMBOID-like protein 2. The record is from RefSeq and is a predicted model, not a curated record. NCBI's taxonomy places the organism in Eukaryota, Viridiplantae, Streptophyta, Magnoliopsida, Poales, Poaceae. Gene Ontology annotation, biological process: proteolysis. Gene Ontology annotation, molecular function: serine-type endopeptidase activity. Gene Ontology annotation, cellular component: membrane. The transcript is spliced from 5 exons. Bases 48 to 1142 code for a protein of 364 amino acids.
UCCCCCCCAACUGACAACAACAACACCAAGAGCUCUCUUCUCCAACAAUGGCGAUCAUCGAGGUGGUGGACGGGCAGGAGAUCAUGGAGGCCAUGGCGAACGGCGCCCACGGGCCCGGGGUCGCCGUGGCCGUGGUGAUGGCGAACGACAUCCACUGCACGGGCGGCGCCAUGGCGCUCACCAUGGCCAACGGCGUCGAGUGCCCCGGGAUCAUCAAGGUCGGGCCCAACGGGUUCUCCAUCGAGAUGCUGUCGGACCCGCUGGCCAGGUUCUGGCCCAUGUUCGUGCCCUACGUCAUCUGCGUCUGCGUCUCGGUCUUCUCCAUCGUCAUGUACGUCAACGACUGCCCCGGCAACACCCCCGGCGCCGCCGCCUCCUGCGUCGCCGCCGGCUUCGGCCGGGUCUCCUUCCAGCCCAUCCAUGAGAACCCGCUCCUCGGCCCUUCCUAUGCAACUUUGGAGAAGAUGGGGGCUCUUGACUGGGCCAAAGUUGUCCAUGGGCACCAAAUUUCGCGCCUCUUCACCUGCUUCUGGGUUCACGCCGGCCUAAUCCACCUGUUUGUCACCCAGCUGAGCCUCUGCUCCUUUGGGGUGCGCUUCGAGCAGCAAUUUGGCUUCCUGCGUAUUGUGAUCAUCUACCUUCUGUCCGGCUUGGGCGGCAGCGUGCUGUCAGCGCUCUUCUUGCCGGCUGGCUCAGUCUCUGUUGGUGCCUCUGGACCUGUGCUUGGCCUGAUCGGCGCCAUGGUCUCCGAGAUCGCCAUAAACUGGAACGCUUACUCCAACAGGAAGCCUGCCUUGGCGAUUCUUGGGCUCAUAGCCGUGAUCAACAUGGUGAUGGGGAUAUUCCCGCACACUGACAAUUUCACCAACAUUGGCGGGUUCCUGACUGGGUUCCUCCUCGGGUUCCUGGUGCUGGCGGAUCCUGCUCGCAUUGGGUUCUUGCCUCAGUCUAGGACCAGUGAACAACCCAAGUACAAAUCCUACCAUUAUGCUGUCUUUGGCGCCUCACUCCUCCUCCUCCUGGUUGGGUUUGCGGUUGCACUGACGGUGCUGUUCGAGGGCAAGAACGGCGGCGGCGGCGGCGGUGGCCUGUUCCUGAACUGCGUGCCGACGUCCGGAUGGAAGUGCAGCAGCGGCGCCUAGAGACGGUCAGGAUUAAUCCUGAUCCGUUUGGAUCGACCGUCCGUGUCGUGUCUUGUCUGGAAUAAAACCGUCGUAAUCUGCAGGGAAAAACCGUUGGUUUCUAUGCUUGUGCUUGUGUUUUAUGUAUCGAACCUGGUACUUUCACAGAGAGCUGAAUCCUCCCUGUAUGUCUAUGCUGUCCAUGCAGUCUUGCAUAUGAUGUGACGGCUGUGGUUUGA